This is a messenger RNA of Dermacentor andersoni, 2376 nucleotides long. Its product is annotated as neprilysin-like. NCBI's taxonomy places the organism in Eukaryota, Metazoa, Arthropoda, Arachnida, Ixodida, Ixodidae. Gene Ontology annotation, molecular function: metalloendopeptidase activity. Gene Ontology annotation, biological process: protein processing. The record is from RefSeq and is a predicted model, not a curated record. Gene Ontology annotation, cellular component: plasma membrane.
AUGGAGGACGCCGACGAGCUGGCGCUGAACGUGCGGCCUUCCUGCUUGGACCGCCGCUGCUCGCAACCUUUCAUCGCCGACCGCGCCGUCCACUACGUGUGCGCCUGCAACUACGCCGCCUACAGCACGCUGGUCGUCGUCCUCGCCUUCCUGGUGAUGGGCCUCGUCGGCUAUCUGGUCGUCGUGCAGGGCCGAGGCGGCGUCGACUACGCGCACCGGCGAUUCAACUUCACCGACGAAUCGCCCGACGGAUUCGAGGGUCAGGAUUUCUCUCCCACCGCUCAAGCAGACGGAACAAUGGACUCUUCGGAGAGCCGUGUGAAUAACGCCUGCCAAACCAGCCGGCGCACCACUCAUGAAGUUUUCUCUCCGAAAUGCCAGGUCGUCCACGAGAGGGAUCUGUGCGGCUCGCGCGAGUGCAACCACGAAGCGGUGCGCAUAGUCGGCUCGCUCAACGCGUCCGUGGACCCAUGCGACGACUUCUACGCCUACGUGUGUUCUGUCUGGAUGGACAAGCACCGUCCCACGAAAGGCCAGGACAGGCGUUCCGUCGACGACGACCUCUUGGACAGCUACUCUCGCUUCCUGGUCAGCGUGCUGGGUCACAGCAACGCCGAGAUACCCUCGGUUAAGACCCUCUUCGACGCGUGCGUCGAACCGCCCGCCUCCCUGUUCAGCGACGUCGUCACCACCUUCUUCUACAUGGUGGGUCUACAGCACUGGCCUUACUCGCAUUCGGACAGGGUUAUGGCCGUGGACGUCGCCUCCAAGGUCGGCACUCUUCACCGUCUCUUGGGGCUGGACAGCCUAUUUCACCUCUCCGUCGUCGAGGAUCCCGAAGACAAAUACACGUUCAUGUCCAUCGGCGAGCCCGAGCUGGUGUCCGGAUUCGUCGAAGGAUCCUCCGUCGGAGAGUUCGCCUUCUUGGCCAAGGCUCACGAAACACUCAUGUCGUACCUGGGCAGGCCCUUGUCGACCAACGUUGCGGUGGUGGAGACGGACCUGGCGCGACGCAUGGCCCCACGAAAGACUCCGGGUUGCUACGAGCUGCUCAGCCAGUGCACUACCGUGCGCCUAGACCAGCUGCCGGAGUCUCGCGUAGUCCACUGGAAGCUGCUAGCGGAGGAAGCGUUCGGCGACCGCAUCGCGGCUGUGAACAGUUUCGUCAAGAUGCCUAACGACGAAUAUCUGCUGAGCUUCGGCAGCGACGUGCAGCAGACCCUGCAGAAGCCGGACAUUCUCAACUACCUGGCGUUCACCACUCAUCGCCAACAACACCGUGCGCCACCGCCUCUGCUACCGGAGCACUACUGCGUGCGGUUCUUGGACCGCUUCGAGGCGCCCCUCGUCAUGGCGUUGGCAUACGACCAGUCCGUCGCCCGAAUCUCGUGGGACGCUGUCCGGGAGCUUGUUUUGGGUCACCUCAAUGCCACGCUAGCAAGACACCUCAGGUACGACUUCUCCCGUUGGUUCACGCGCGAGUUCGCCGAUCACGUGUCCCAACAGUUGACGCGCGUCUCGUGGGAGCCCCUGGUGCCUAAGCGGUUCUUCGACAAGGAGUACCGCAGCAAGUACCUGAGCGGGCUCUAUAAGGAGGACUCCGGCAGCCAGCAGCUGCCUUCCUUCUUCUACUUCUGGCUCCAGCGAGCCGUCAAGAGGGCGCGCGGCACCCUGGAAACGUCCGAAGAGGACCUCAGGCCCGGCUGGAAAAAGGGCUUCCUUAGCACGUGGCCGCACCUCGGCGCUCCCUUUAGAAACCUGGAGAUCCCGCUGCCGGUAUUCGACUUCGGCAUGCCCCUCGACCGCAAGCUGCGCAAGUUUCACAUCCCUCGAGUCGGUACGCGAGUCUACUGGAGCCUCUUAAAAUACAUCUACUUCCUGGCGUACGGUUUCUACCUGAACACCACGUUGUCCGACCCGGUCUCCGUGUUCGAGAACCUGCGCGGGUGCCUCCAGAAGGACUACGCCCGGAUGAGCGCUUCUGCGGGCCGGUCUCCGCUGCACACGCAGCUCCUCUUCGAGAAGACUUCGACCGCGGACAUGCUGGACGUGUUGGCAGUGGGCCUGGCCUACCAGUCCUUCGAGGAGUACAUGCUCAAGGAGCUCUCCAACUUCCGCUUCACGGAGGCGCGCCAGUUCUCGCCGGAACAGCUGUUUUUCAUCUACUACGGCAUAAGCCACUGCGAGAACGCGAACCCGCUCUUCGAGAGCUGGCAGCAGGCGAACGACGUCAGCUCGGCGUGGGCCCGCGUCAACGGACCCCUGAGACACGUGCCCGAAUUCGCGGCGGCCUUCCGCUGCUCUCUGGGUUCGUUCAUGAACCCGCACGACAAGUGCAGGCUAGAUGAGAUCAGCGCCACUGUGCGCCAGCCUUAG